Molecule: messenger RNA, 880 nt
Organism: Arabidopsis arenosa
Lineage: Eukaryota; Viridiplantae; Streptophyta; Magnoliopsida; Brassicales; Brassicaceae
Source: the annotation of a GenBank genome assembly
GAUUUCAGUUAGAAUCAGAUCGUCGUUGUACUGAGAGCUCCGGCAUUGGUUCACGGCGAAGCUGGCGAGUUAUCUGAAACGGAGAGGUUACUGAUCUGAAUUGUUGAAGAUCGGAAAAUGACAGAAUCGAGUCUGGAUCUGCAGGAAUCUGGUUGGGAAGAACUUAGGCGGGAAGCUCGUAAAAUCGAAGGAGAUCUAGACGUUAAGCUCUCUUCUUACGCUAAGCUUGGCGCCAGGUUUACUCAAGGCGGGUAUGUUGACGCUGGGUCUCCAACCGUUGGAUCGGGGAGAUCAUGGAAGUCUAUGGAGAUGGAAAUUCAAUCGUUGCUUGAGAAGUUGUUGGACAUAAAUGAUUCCAUGAGUAGAUGUGCUGCAUCUGCAGCACCCACUACAUCGGUUACUCAAAAGCUUGCUAGGCACAGGGAUAUACUUCAUGAAUAUACCCAGGAGUUUCGAAGAAUAAAAGGAAAUAUAAACUCGAUGAGAGAACAUGCUGAGCUUUUGAGUUCUGUCAGGGAUGACAUAAGUGAAUAUAAGGCUUCUGGUAGUAUGUCACCGGGUGUGCAAGUGUUAAGGGAGAGAGCUUCAAUCCAUGGAAGUAUAUCCCAUAUUGAUGAUGUGAUUGGUCAAGCUCAAGCGACAAGAGCAGUUCUUGGCUCUCAACGAUCUCUGUUUUCAGAUGUUCAAGGGAAAGUAAAAAAUCUCGGAGACAAAUUCCCAGUGAUUCGUGGCUUACUUGGUUCAAUUAAAAGGAAACGUUCUCGGGACACCCUUAUCCUCUCUGCUGUCAUCGCUGCUUGUACGUUGUUUCUAAUCAUCUACUGGCUCUCAAAAUAAACAGAAUGUUCAUACACCUAAACUAUAAAACGAGUUUGCCUCG